Molecule: messenger RNA, 1037 nt
Organism: Anneissia japonica
Lineage: Eukaryota; Metazoa; Echinodermata; Crinoidea; Comatulida; Comatulidae
Product: putative nuclease HARBI1
Exons: 1
Coding region: 1-564 (187 amino acids)
Source: RefSeq, a predicted model, not a curated record
AUGCAAGCCCCAACCGAAAAUGAAUUUAUGUAUGUAAAUAGAAAGGGAUAUCACAGUAUUAAUGUACAAGUCGUGUGUAAUCACGAAAUGAAGUUCAUCAAUGCUGUAAUCAGAUGGCCAGGAGCGACGCACAAUUCACGGAUUUUUCCGAACUCCGAAUUAUGCGCAACAUUCGAAAGAGGAGAAGUCGACGGGCAUUUGAUCGGAGACAAGGGAUAUGCAUUGAGAUCAUUUUUACUAACGCCAUACUUCAAUCCUAACACACCAGAACAACGUCGUUACAACAGGAUACAUGCAGUAACUAGAAGCAUAAUCGAAAGAACGAUCGGGUUUUGGAAGAGAAGAUUCAGGUGCAUGCAAGAGGAAAAUCCAACGUCUCCACAGAGAAUUUGUUCAGUAAAUGCUGCCACAAUGGUGCUGCACAACAUAUCCAGGGACCUGAAACUGCCAGAUAUAGAUGAGGAGAUAAACGAACAGCAAUAUCAGGUUGAGGAAGUGUACAAUGGACCCGUGGCAGCUGAUGGUAGAAUCGUUCGAAAUAUGAUUGCACAGGCUUUGAGAUGAUGAAUAUUGUACUAAAAGAAUUACACCAAUUUUAUAAACUGUUAUACCCAGUAUUUUAUUUUAAUGUUUUGACGAAUAUUAUUAAUUACAGCAUCAUAUUAUAUUAAAUUAAAUUGAAGGAUAUAAUAUCUGUUAAAUAUAGUUACUGAAUAAUAUGUUUAAAUUAAAAUAAUUAACAUUAGGCCUAAGUUCGUUCGUCGUACAUUAAAAAAUUAUCAUAUGUGCAUAAGAAAUGUUUACGAAUUAAUAAAUAUGAAUAAUAUUUAACUUUUUAAAAAUUGAUUAGUAUUUCGAAAAUUGCAGUGUGGAUUCAUUGCUCAUUAAUCACGUGUACUUGUGACAUUAAAAUUGCAAUCUCCAAUUGCAGCUUUUGCUGUUGCAAUCUCAACAUUUCUACUUCUUCCUUUAAUUUCAGCUCUUGUUUUUCGCAUUUGCUUAUUUUAGCUUUCGCCAAUUUAAUUCCCCACUCCAUG